Molecule: messenger RNA, 4157 nt
Organism: Hippocampus zosterae (dwarf seahorse)
Lineage: Eukaryota; Metazoa; Chordata; Actinopteri; Syngnathiformes; Syngnathidae
Gene: wdr27
Product: WD repeat domain 27
Exons: 24
Coding region: 230-2623 (797 amino acids)
Molecular function (GO): protein binding
Source: RefSeq, a predicted model, not a curated record
UUGCAGCCGGUCUCCGAGCAACCGUAAACGUUUGUCAAUACGAGACGUUCAUCACGUUGUGGAAAAUAAUCAUUAGUUUGACCUAACGUAUUCUGUUGAGAAUGCGUAAUGUUUUUUUUAGAGUAAUUCAGACGAGAUACUGAAUAAGUGACAAUCAUUUGAAUUGUUGUCAUGUUAUGUUAAUAAGUGAAGGCGAAGGCAGGUUUGUGGUUUGCCGUGGAGAAGGAAAAUGAUAGUUGAAAGAUUCAAAUUGACUUGUGACAAACUUCUAUCGUACCAGCAACUCGCUUAUAGUUACUGUUACACUUGCAUCCCUCAGAAUGGCAAGGAUAUUCUCAUGUACAGUAAUGCGGACGUUGGGCAAAAGGCCUUGCUGUUCACGGGCCAUCACAGUGAAAUCACCUCCAUGACUUUUGGGAAAAAGAACUCACCUGUCCUCCUCUGUUCUGCAUCUGCCGAUUACAUUAUCGUUUGGAAUGUGGAAGUGUGCCAGAGAAGAGUGAGCCAAGGUCAAAUUGCAGCUGGGACGGUUAUCGGAAGUUUACCAGGUGAAGUGGUCCAUCUUUCCUUCUGCUUGUCUGAUGAGAGAGUGGCUGCAUGCUCUGGAGCCACUGUUUAUAUUCUCAGUUUAGAGAAAGAGGAAACAAUCUCGACAUUAACUGGCCACUUGGGACCUGUAACAUCAGCAGAGUUUUGCACGUGGGAUAAAAACAUUCUUGUCACCACGUCAGAGGACCGAACAUUCAAGGUAUGGGAUCUACAAACUGAAACAGUUUUCUACCAAUCGUUUAUACUGUCAGCUUCUCCGCUGCUCAGUGUGUUCUUCAUGAAGGAAAAUAGGCACAUAAUCUCCGGCUCCGCUGAUGGACAGGUUUGGUGUUUUUCUCUCCAUGCUGACUUUUCUUGUCAGCUAGUGACCAAAAUAGACCUUCACAAAAAUGAACAAAGACAUCAAGGGGGAGUGGGAGAAAAGUCAUCAGAAAUGGACAUUUCAAAACCUGUCCUCAAAAUUGUUUCUUUUGGCUCAUGUCAUGACAACAUUGAUGCAGAGAAAAAGGACAAGAGCUGGUUAUGCGUUGGAAGCACAGAUGGUCUAUAUGUAGUCAAUCUGGCUACAUCAGAGCUAGUGUCUGUUCUACAUUUCACAGACUAUCCCAAUUUGAGCAUCGCAAUGGCUGGGUCUUGGGUCUUCUCUGACACACCUAACAACUCUAUGCUGUUUUUAGUGAGCUCUUUGUUUACUCCCUGUGUGGGCCUGUUGGAGUUCUGUCUGGGUGAUGUGGAGAGAAUCCAGGCAGGGAGUCAAAGCUUUUCAAUAUUUCCAAGUUCCCCGCCACUGAUGGAGUCUCCCCUCAAUGCCGAGUUGAAGAAGAAGGAGCCCAAUCAUUUGAAGAAAAAAGGUGGUGUAAAGGAGCAGCCGCUUGUCUUCCACUCAAAGGUGAAAUCAUCUGGAUACACAAGCUCCCCAAGAAAGGUUAUAUUUUCACACCCCAAAAAAGCUCCCAAAAGUCAGUCUUCAAUGAAGACAAAUAAGAAGAAAGGUUUAUUCCUCAAAGAUUACCCAGACGACACUGCAGCACCGACAGUUCUUCGCGUCCAUCUAAGUAUUACAAACAAGCCAGUUUAUUGCCUCCAAUAUUCAGGUGAUGGAAAGCAACUCCUGUGUGGUCUUGGUGACAACUCUGUGUUUAUGUACAAGUCUUCCCUUCACGGCAAUCCAGCUGUCUAUACAGGACAUGACAAGCCAGUGAGCAGCGUGAGCUGGAGCCUAAAUAGGCAGUGCUGGUUAAGUGCAUCACAUGACCAGACUCUGCGACUUUGGACUCAUGACAUCCCAGAGCCUGCUGUUAUCAUGGGGAAAAAUAUGUUCUCUAAACCUAUCAAAGCUGCCCAGUUUUAUUACCUUGAUAAGUUUUUGCUUCUUGCAUCGGGAGACUCACUCCACUUGUAUUUGUACCAUGUGGAUGUCACACAUGAUGACAUCAAAAGAUAUCAGCAGCGAAGUUAUGUCAAACUGUCAGGUUGCUUUUCAACAUCCUCAGGAGCUGAUAUAACAGACUUGUCUGCUAUCAAUGAUUUCUUCGCCUACAUUGUUCUGGCAUGUGCUUCCAAUCGUUCCAUUCAAGUGUUUGACAUGAACAAAGGUGUAGUCGCUGCAGAGGUGCCUGAUGCUCACAGCAGAGCCGCCCACUGUAUCACACAAAACAAGGGCUCAAUGUUCAGCACACAGGCACCAGAAUCCUAUAACCUCUUCCUCACGAGUGCAGUCACGGAUGGCUUGAAGUUGUGGGACCUUCGCACACUUAGGUGCGUACGCCGUUACGACAACCAUGUGAAUCGCUGCCAUUCCUGCUCUUCCGCCAUUUCCCCGUGUGGUCGAUUCGUAGCGUGCGGCUCAGAGGACAAAUGUGCUUAUGUGUAUGACAUAAGAAGCAGCAGCUACCUUCAUAAGCUCCAGAGACAUUCUGAGACGGUGCUCAGUGUGGCCUUCAACCCCGCUACUCCACAGCUGCUGACCGGGACUCUGGAUGGGAAGAUAAGCCUGUUUGAUCCCAACAGCGGCAUCCGUCUAUCUCAUGACACCAGGUCUGCUGCACAAAACAUCUCCAGCAUGGCCUUGUAGUCAUAGGAUGGUUCUUCAAAGGCCAUAGAAAUCCAAACUAGGCAGUGUUUAUUUGUUUAUUUGAAGAAUGUUAUGUUCAUUUUAAUGUGGUCCCCUGUACAGUGGAUAUAAAAAGUCAAAGACCCCUGUUCAAAUGGGAACACCAAAAAUAAUUACCAGUAGUGUGACAUCACCUAUACAAAUUAAUUAACAAAAAAAAAGCAAUCUUCUAACAGAAACAUUGAGGGUUUUGUGCAAACAUAGACUGCUCUUUGGAACUGUUCAUAAUUCCCUCCACCUUGACUAAAACCCCACUUCUACCUGAUGAAAAACAGGCGCAAAGCAUGAUGCUUGUGAUGCGCACUGUUGUAUUUGUACAAAACAUACCUUUUGGAAUCAUGGCCAAUAAAUCGGAUUGGAUUGGAUUGGAUUGAAUAAGCUUUAUUGUCAAAUGCACUGUACGUGACAAUCGUGCACUCUUAAGCACUUUCCUGCAUAAACUUUGUUGUCUGAAGCAGUUAUAGAUGGAGGAGCAAAUCAAAGUGUCCUAAAUCCAACCUUGGUUACAUCAGUCUAUAAUGCAUUUUACCAUAUGUGGUUAGAAGAUUGAGUGUUUUUUGCUUUGGGUUAUUUUUUUUUUUUUGCACAAGUUUAAAACCAAGGUGAAACUUUUUGGCCAUAGUUCCAAACAGUACAUUUGGUGCAAAUACAACACCAUUCCUACUGCAAAGCAUGAUGGUGUGCGGCUGAUGUUUUGGAACUAGUUUUGUUCAGCUGGAACUGGAGUGUUAGUCCAGGUAGACGGAAUUAUAAACAUCUCCAAAUAUCAGUGAGCACAAAACACAGACUUCUGGUCGAAAAUAAAAUCACGUCAAGGAAAGCCGACCAGAAUGUCUUUGGGGUUAAUCAAACGCUCGUUAAAUGGUGGCAUGUUUGAGCUGACUCCCAUUUAACAUGAGCUUGAAUGUAAUUCUGAACAAAUCCCCAGCUAAACUUUUUUUUUUCGGUCCCAAUAGACCUGGCACAAGGACAGGGCUGUGUGGAUUUUUGCGCCAACCUUGUAUAUCAGGUUGUCCAAAAAAUAUCCAUCGAAAUUGCCCCAAUUUGUAUUUUUGUAAAUCCUCAGCUUGAUUGACUAUUUGACGUUUUCACCAGCCUAAUUGAACUCUAAAGUCUUGAUAUAACAUUUACUCAAUUAGACAUAUUUAUAACUAUAUUAGCCAAAAACAAUCCCAUCAAGUUGUUCCUAUCCGUUUACCCACAAUGAGCAUUGGGGCAGUUCAAGGAUCAAAAUGAUGUAGAACAGAUGUAGUAGUGCAUGGCUGGCUGUGAUCAGUACUAAGCACAUGAGGUCCAUGACGUCAACUGGGUGCAACCUGUGAGGCUGCCAGGCACACAGAUGCUGCUACUACUCGUCGUUAGAUUGGGCUCAAGCGUUUUCUCUCGGGCCAAACCAAAAUGUCACACCUGCCUGCAAGGGUUCACAAUGUAAGUUAACAUGCUGCAUGUUGCUAUGGUUUUUGAUGGAUAUAAAUAAAACAUUGCCUGAUCAUGA